AUGCAAUUGUGUGCGACAGGUGCUGAGGCAGAGGCGGCGGCAGCGGCGCGCGCUGCGUCCUUGGGGCGUGCAGCUUCCAGCGCCGCUGUGCAGGUGGGCCAGAAUGAGGACAGUGCGCAUUGGCGCGGCCAGCGCAAGCACUUCUUCGUCCUCAGCAACGCAGGCCGACCAGUGUUCACGGCGCAUGGGAGCGAGCAUGCGCUGGCGGGCUUCAUGGCCAUCAUCGAUGCCAUGAUGUCCUUCGUCAAGGACAGGGGCGACUCCUUGCAGACCAUCAGGGCGGGGAAGCAUUUGAUAGUGUUCCUGGAGAGGGGUCCGCUGUAUCUGGUGGCCGUGUCAUCGACUGGGGAGCCUGAAGCCGCCCUGAAGCUGCAGCUGGACCUGCUGCAUGCGCACCUGCUGGCCAUCCUCACCGACAACUUCGACCGCAUGCUCGCCAGGAACCCCAGAUUCGAACCUCGCCGGCUGCUCGGUGGCACGGAGGAUGUGCUGCGCCGUUUCCUGGCCUCCUUCGACACCAGCCCCUCGGCGAUGCUGUGCGCAUUCGAGCCACUGCGCCUUUCGGCCGAUGCGCGCCACACCGUCCUCCUGGCCCUCCAGUCCGCUGUCAAGCGCAGCGAGGCGGUGUACGGAGUGCUGCUGGCUGGGGAGAGGGUAGUUGGCCUGGCUCAGCCGCGCGCCCAUGCUCUGCACGCUGCGGACCUGCUGCUGCUGUCCAGCUUCGUGCUGGGCUCUGACAGUUUCCGGGCGGCUGCGGAGUCCUUCUCGCCCAUCUGCCUGCCGCGCUUCAACCCCUCCGCCUUCCUCCAUGCCUACGUCCACUACCUCGACCCCAGCGGGGUGUGCCUGGUGCUGCUGUCGCCGCGGCAGGACGCGUUCCACCGCCUCUCAGACAGCGCUGCCCGCCUGCAGCGCCAGCUCGCAGAGUCCGGCGUGCCCCAGGUGAUCCUUUUGGGGUUAUUAUACAGUCAUAGGAUGUUUAAUCGUGCCUGCUCUUCAUUGGCUGGAAAUGCCAUCCGGGCAGCGCUGGCGGCUCCAGGGCAGGGGCGGCUGCACAUCCCCAGCAUGCCUGCAGCGGCCGGCGGAGGCCCACUUGGGACGACUGCGCUGCAGCACUUCCUGUACAAGGCCCCUGCGCGCGGCCAGUAUGUCAUGCCAGCCUUCACCGCCCCCCUCACUGUACCAGAGCUCCAACAGGAGGUCAUGCCGGCAUAUGCGCGGGUGCAUGCGGCCAUGUUCAGCGAGGCAGGCCAUGCGCGGCAGAGGGUGCAUUUCACGCGGGAUGACUCGCGCGCUGUGUUGGCCUACAUUGGCGCGGAGUACGAGGCGUAUGCGCAGUUUGAUGCCCUGCUGGACAGGAGCGCUGCAGUGGCCACGUGCCAGCGGCUGUGUGCGUGGAUCAAGGGGCAGCAUGCCGAGCUUUUCGUGCCGCCCUCUUUCUAG
Coccomyxa subellipsoidea C-169 is the source of this 1443-nucleotide messenger RNA. Its product is annotated as DUF254-domain-containing protein. The record is from RefSeq and is a predicted model, not a curated record. The transcript is spliced from 8 exons. NCBI's taxonomy places the organism in Eukaryota, Viridiplantae, Chlorophyta, Trebouxiophyceae, Coccomyxaceae. Gene Ontology annotation, biological process: vesicle-mediated transport; protein targeting to vacuole. The coding region runs from base 1 to 1443 and encodes 480 amino acids.